AUGGUUGAACGCAUACUGAGAUUUCCAGCGGGCUGCAUCAGAGAGGUGUCCUGUGAAGCUCGGAAAUGUCUGUCAGAAGAUUCUGUGUUCAACACCAGCUCAGACGAAAAAGACGUGUCAGACGCAGAACUGGAAACGGCAAUCAUGUCAUCGAUAGAUAAGACAGGUCCAUAUUACAGCCAAAAAUUCAUGACAGGAUACCUGUCAUCAGUGGGGGUAUGGGCAGGAGAAUCUCUAGUGGGAAACAUUCUCAGAGAGGUACACCAGCCAUAUAAUGAACUGUGUCGCCAAAACCUUCGUGUGGAAAGAAUUUGGCCAGAGGUCAACAAUCGGGUGAACUAUCAACUAAAACAGGCCCUGGUUCACCUGCUUGAUCAAGAGCUGCUUGUCAUCCAGGAUAAUGUAACCAAAUUUUGUGUCUCCAACCUCGCAUUUCAAGUGAGUCAGAUUGGACUUGGCAGGGUUGUACAGUCAUGGAAUGCCCAUAGGAUACCAGGCAGAGGGAUACCAAACCAACUUUCAGCUGAUCGUUGUCCAGCAAGAAUUCACACAGAGCUGCUGCCCAAUGCUGCUGAGGCGGCACACAUGUAUGAGCAGGAGUUGGGGUCCUCCCUGACUUGGGUAUCUGCUUUUGGCUCUGACCCCUUUUCAUCAGAGCAAGACCGAUGUCGUGCUGAGCAGCUGUUUGGAGAGAGGUUUCCAGAUAUGUCUCUUCUUUUUGGAAAAGUGGUUAACAAUGACCAUAGGGUUUUUCAGGAGGCACUGUUCUAUCUGAUUAAUGUUACUGAAAGACAUGCCAGAUAAAUACUGGUGGUGGUAUUGCCAACUAUGCCAGUGAUGGACUAAGUACACAAAAAAUACUGUAUGGUUAUAUUUGUUCUAUUCGCCACAUUUCUAAAGCUGGAACUGCAAGAUGUUUUUACAUAAAAAAUGCCUUUACGCAGAUAAUUUAUCAAUUGACUUAUUUGUUA
Etheostoma cragini (Arkansas darter) is the source of this 971-nucleotide messenger RNA. RefSeq lists its product as uncharacterized. Bases 1 to 804 code for a protein of 267 amino acids. The transcript has 4 exons. The record is from RefSeq and is a predicted model, not a curated record. NCBI's taxonomy places the organism in Eukaryota, Metazoa, Chordata, Actinopteri, Perciformes, Percidae.